AGGUCAAUUUAUUUGUUUUGUUUCAGUCCAUGAGUGCGAUGUGUGUUGCUCUGCGAGUUUUGAGCAACAAGUUGUUAAAUUCACCUCUCCUUAGCGUAUUCAUGUUCAUAAACUCUACUGAUGUUUGGCCUUCGAGUACUUUUUUGUCGUAUUCAAGUUGACUAAACAUCAAUUGUUAUUACGUAGCACAAAAUGCAGGAAGUAGUGAAAAUGAUGUAUGUGCUUGUUGAGACUGAUGACACAUCUAGUCUCUCUUCUCCUUUGAAAACUUCAAACCGCAUCAAGUUUUUGUCUUUUGCGGCAUCUGAAAAUUUUAUUAUAUUUGGUGCUACCAGUGGUGGUCUUUAUGUUUAUAACAGACAGACAUUCACAUUUAAGUCAUUAGUACCUAACAAGGAGGGUCCAGUUACUUGUGUCACAAUUUCUCCCAACGAGAAGUGGUUUGGUUUUUCUACUGCAAGAGGCACCAGUUGUGUCCUUGAGCACAAUGGUUCAUCAGUAAAUCGACGAAUUUUGUCCUCUGUUCACGAAGGGAGAGAAGUGACUGCCCUUCAGUGGAAUAACAGUAGCAGCCAGUUGUAUGUUGGUGAUAACAGUGGUCAAAUAUCUGUCAUCAGUGUGGCUUCAUAUUUGACUCCUGCUGUGGCAUUGAUGCAGCUUGAUUCUUCAGUUGUUCAGUUGGACACCUGUAGUUACCUGCUACUUGCCUCGACAACCACCCGCUCUUACCUCUGUGACACACUAAGAGAGCAAUACCGUCAGAUAGGAACUCGCCAACGUGAUGGGGAAUUUGGAGCCUGCUUUUAUCAGGUUGAUUCUCAUGAAACUUCUAUAGACAUUCUUGACAAUAAUGCUGACCUCAAAGAUUCCUACAAUCCGUUCAGCUCACUUAAUGAUGGAGAGUGGUUGUUAACGGACAAACACUUCCAAAAUGUGAAACUUUUUUGUGCUCGGCCAGGGCUGCGACUCUGGGAGGUACGAGUUGAUGGAGCUGUGGUGAGCACUCAUCAAUUCAAGCAGUUGCGGUCAACUAGUCCAGCAAGUGUAAUAAAACCACCUGGUCUGGGAGUCCCUCAAGAGACAUCUGAGGCUCCACAACCAAAACAUUUGGCUCAGUUCAUGAAACUUAACAUAGUUGCAGACAAUUUCAUAGUAACUUAUGAUUCAAAUGGAUUGUGUGUCCUUGACCCAAUGACCAGUGAUGUUAUUUUGUGGACUGAUCAAUUCAGAAAUAUUAUAGAUAUGUGUGUAGUCGGAGAAAUUUUGUACCUUUGGAUGGGUGACAGUAGACUUCAUGCUAUCUCUGUCAUACCAAUUGAUAAAUUUCUUGUUAGGUCAUACCUUCAGAGGAAGUAUUUGUAUUGUGCUCAACUUUGUGCAGCUCAUUCUGAUAUUCUGAAAAAGUUGGCUGGUGUCUCUCUGAAAAUGCAUGUUUUAGUUGAUUUGUUUGACAAGAUCAAGGAUGAAGAGGGGGAAGACUCAUUAGAUCAAGAAAUUUCAGAGAAACUUCAAGAUCUCUUAAGUGAAGUAUCUAAAAACACUCAGAAUCAAGAACAAGCUCAGAUGUUAAAAUCUGGUAUCUUCAUUGUUGGAAAUGCACACCUGCUCUCUAGGAAAGAGGAAAUUAGAACUAAGAAUCCUCGAGUCCAUACAUCUGACAAGUUGGAUGCUAAUGAUUUAUCAGUGGAUUUUUACCCCACCUUGCAGGGGAAGCAACAUUGUUCCUCUCAAGACAGUGGUGAAAGCGAAACUUUGAAUGGCAUUUUUAAAAAGAGUAUUUUGCCAUCUAUUUCUUCCUUGCCACUGCAAUCAGAACACUCAAAUGUUAAUAGUGAUGAGGACUAUGACCCCUUUCCUGAUUUACCUUUGUCUUCCCUCACAUCUGCAGAGACAAUAAUGGCACUGAAAAACCUCACCACCACGGUGUCUGGCACCAUUUCUAAUGGCACAAAGUCACUUAAAGAAAAAUGGCAAAAUCUUGAGGAAAAGUUAAGAGGUCAAGAUGAGAGUUGUCUGAGUGUUGAAAAAAGUAUUAACAGACUUGAUUUAGCAUCAUCACAUGUGGAAGAAUCUAAUGAUGAUGAAGACCAAGACAUAUUUGCUGUCUCCAAGGAGAAAUCUUCAAUGCUGCCUGUAUUGCCUUUGAUCGAAAAAUGUCAACAAAUUGCUUCCCUCAAAGUGGACAAUGGAAACGAUUUGCAGGAGUUGGAGCAUGAAAUGUUAGACUGUUUUGCUUCUCUAUAUGGAAAGUUUAGACAGUCUUCUAGAGAUGAUCAAGGGAAGGACCUCAGUGAUUCAACAGAGCCCACCCACAGUUUUGGAAAGUGGCUAAACACAUAUGAAGCCGUUUCUUUCCCUUUCCAUGACCACUUUGAAAAGGAAUUCCUAGUUGUUUUGCGUCAGCAGUUUCAACUUAGCCUGAAAUCUGGUUCCCUCUUAAAAUGGGUCGCACAAUAUGUCCCCUGUAUUGAGUUUAAUGAAGAGCUAUUCCCUGCGCAUAUUCGCCUCAUCCACAGUGAUGAAACCCUAUUAGUUGACCAAGCAUUAGGAUUCACUCUGGAGAUAUGCAAAUUACUGCUGGAUCCUCAUACUGCUUUUCAGUUUCUCAGUGAGUCAGGAUCUGUGUGCCAUUAUUUCUCCUGGAAUAUUAUUAUGAAUUUCUUCCAGUGCAGCCCUAUUGUGAUGACAGAUCCCAAGAAUGACUCACAAGAUUGGCCUCUCCCUCGCAUUCUCAAUGCCAUGCUAGUAUUGUUCCAGCUGGGGCAAGUUGAGUCAUCUCGCAGCAUUGGAAAAAAUGUUCCAGUAAUACAUGUUUUGAGAACAAUACUCAGAGUGAAUGAAGACUCUGUGCAAAUGUACAAUUUGUUCCUCUUGUACCUUGAGAAGGUGCCACUUGAAAAUUUACUAACAUUUUUUGAAGAUCAAGAAGUUUACAGUUUUGCUAGAUUGGCUUAUGAGAGAUUGCACAAGCCUGAUGCAGUUUGUCAGUGUACAUGUGGUUACCCUUUAGGUAUGAUUAGACACGAAAUGACCUUCAGCCGGGUGGGUCAGGCCUUGCUUGCCCAUAUCCAUAAGGCCAGUGGACUACUGGAGGCUCUUUCAAUGUGUCAAAGAACUGGGGUGCUUUGGUACCACCUUCUCAUUCUGAGACGAAGUGACUCCAUUGAAAAAGUUUUACCUCUCAUCCUUCAGACAACUUGUGAGGAGGAACUUGAAUACAGAAGCAGAGAGAUGUCUUCCUCAGCAUGGGACUUGGUAUUUCAGUUGAUGGCUCGAUUGCAAGAAGGAUACUGUCUUCAAUGCAAUACCAAAAGUGAAAAAAACCAUUUCAAAGCAAUACCUUGGAUGUCUAUAGUUUCUUUAAUGUUACUUGAAAACGAUGUGGACUCUACUCUGGAGAUUAUCUCCAAAUACUCUCAUUCAAUCCCUGCUGGAAGCCUAAGCUUGGAUUUCUACCAGAACUUGCUUCUUGUUUCUGCAUUGGAACCUGAGAGUAAUGAAACCAAGAGAAAGUUGCUUAGAGGUCUUUCUGACAACAAAAAACUCCAUGUCAUGUCUGCUGGUUUGGCAGGAAAGCUGGGCAUUCCUCAUGGUCAUGGUGAACACCAUUGGGGACUUCAACUGCAGCUGUCAGAGAGCCACUGUGUCUACUGCUUUCUCCCUCUGGCAUCUUUCUCUGGAGGCUCGGUUCUCAGCUUCUACUGUCAACACUCAUUCCACUCGGUUUGUCUUCAGAAACAGCCUUUCAAGCAGUGCCCCAUCUGCACUAAGUGAUGCUGCAUCGUGCCUUAAUAACUAGUCAUACUCCUGUGAUACCUGGCAAUUUAUGGUGUUCUAUAAAUUGUUCAAGCAAAUAUGUAUCGCCAUGUUCAUGUGAUGAAUUGAAAUGUCAUGGGAUCAAAUAAAUUUAAUCAUGACACAAUACA
This is a messenger RNA of Thrips palmi, 3926 nucleotides long. RefSeq lists its product as uncharacterized. Bases 193 to 3774 code for a protein of 1193 amino acids. The transcript is spliced from 8 exons. Gene Ontology annotation, biological process: developmental pigmentation. Gene Ontology annotation, cellular component: cytoplasm. The record is from RefSeq and is a predicted model, not a curated record. NCBI's taxonomy places the organism in Eukaryota, Metazoa, Arthropoda, Insecta, Thysanoptera, Thripidae. Gene Ontology annotation, molecular function: protein binding.